GAGCGAACGAGAUGGAGGAAGAGCGCUCCUCCUCCUCCGUCUCUUCUCACCACUCGUCGCGAAAAGCCAACGUAACGCGGUCCUGGCGCCGGAGUCCUCUCUUCAUGGAUCCGCUGGCGUUAAGGAACCGGAAUGAACCCAGCUGGUACUUUUCUGCGGUCCCUUCAGCUCUAUGCCACGUCCUUUUCUCCGCUGAAUAACUUCUCUCCUGGUGUUUUUUUCAUUCUCCAGACGUUUUCAGAUAUAACAUCCAAAAGCGACGGUGAAGAGUUGAAGGCGACGGUCGGGUAUCUUUGGAUGAAACAUUUUUAACCGAUGUUGAAUAAGCUGAAGUCAAGCUGGUUGUGAAGGUGCUGGACUUGUUCCCCCCUACGCCCCAAGCCAGAGACACCAUGGCGGCGGGAGUAGCGGCAUGGCUUCCAUUUGCCCGGGCUGCAGCCAUUGGCUGGAUGCCUGUGGCCAAUUUGCCCAUGCCUGUUGCGCCUGCUGAGAAGAACAAGAGACAGGAUGAGCUGAUAGUUCUUAACGUUAGUGGACGGCGCUUCCAGACCUGGAGGAACACGCUGGAUCGUUAUCCAGACACUCUCCUCGGCAGCUCUGAGAAGGAGUUCUUCUACAACGAAGACACCAAAGAGUACUUUUUUGAUCGUGAUCCCGACGUGUUUCGCAGUGUCCUCAACUUCUAUCGCACAGGCAAGCUCCACUAUCCGCGCUACGAGUGCAUCUCCUCUUAUGACGAGGAGCUGGCUUUCUUUGGUAUCGUUCCAGAGAUCAUAGGAGACUGCUGUUAUGAAGAGUACAAAGACAGGAAGAGGGAGAAUGCAGAGCGCCUCAUGGAUGACCAGGAGGACAACAAAGAUGCUAAGUUACCUAACAUGACCUUCAGAGAGACCAUGUGGCGGGCCUUUGAAAACCCUCACACUUCAACAAUGGCUUUGGUCUUCUACUAUGUCACUGGCUUCUUCAUUGCUGUCUCCGUCAUCACUAAUGUCGUGGAAACGGUGCCCUGUGGCUCGGCACCCAACCAGAAGGAAGUGCCAUGUGGUGAGCGCUACACCGUGGCCUUUUUCUGCAUGGACACAGCCUGUGUGAUGAUCUUCACCGUGGAGUACCUGAUGCGCUUGUUUGCUGCGCCCAACCGCUACCGUUUCAUGAGAUCUGUCAUGAGCAUCAUCGACGUGGUGGCCAUCCUACCCUACUACAUUGGACUGGUGAUGACCGACAAUGAGGACGUGAGCGGGGCUUUUGUGACUCUUCGGGUUUUCCGUGUGUUCCGAAUCUUUAAGUUCUCCCGCCACUCGCAGGGCCUGCGCAUCCUCGGCUACACGCUAAAGAGCUGUGCUUCAGAGCUGGGCUUUCUGCUCUUCUCCCUUACAAUGGCCAUAAUUAUCUUUGCCACUGUCAUGUUCUACGCAGAGAAGGGUUCAAGCUCCAGCAAAUUUACCAGCAUCCCUGCCUCCUUCUGGUACACCAUCGUUACUAUGACAACACUCGGGUACGGAGACAUGGUCCCCAAGACAAUUGCAGGGAAGAUCUUUGGUUCAAUCUGCUCUCUGAGCGGGGUCCUGGUAAUUGCCCUCCCUGUCCCUGUCAUUGUGUCCAACUUCAGCCGCAUCUAUCACCAGAAUCAGAGAGCAGACAAACGACGGGCACAGAAGGUUCAGAAAGCCCGCUUGGCCAGGAUACGACUAUCAAAAACAGGAAGUUCAAAUGCUUUCCUCCACAGCAAGCGCAACGGCCUGUUCAAUGAAGCUCUGGAGCUCACGCAACUUCCAUACAAGAUGAACCUUUCAGAUCAGGGUUCCAAUGAAGAGGAGCAUCGUUUAAGAAAAUCAACCUCUCUAAUAGAAAGUCAGCACCACCACCUGCUGCACUGUUUGGAGAAAACCACCAACCACGAGUUUGUGGAUGAGCAGUAUUAUCAGCAGAGUUAUUUGGAGGCAGGGCUGCAGAAUUACCCGUCCCGAAGCCCCUCCCUAUCCACCCAGGAAGGCAUGACGGGGACGUGCUGCACCCGACGAAGCAAGAAGCACCACUCCCCUUUACCCAACGCCAGCGCUCCAGCACACAUGCAGCCUCUGACACACACGCACCCACACAAACAAGGCCUGCAGGAGCUCAGCACCAUCCACAUCCAGCCACUCAGCACCAGCCGCUCCAGUCUAAACAUGCGCAUAGAUGAGCCAGCGCCUCUGAACUGCCAGAGCAGCCAGAUCACAACAGCAGUCAUCAGCAUUCCCACACCGCCAGUGACGACUCCAGAGGGUGAUGCUCAUCUGCCCGCCGGCCCUGCCCACCAAAACGUUGUGAAGGUGUCCGCACUGUAAAGACGAGACGCCAGGCGCAUCACACUACAAACAAUGAAAAAAGACUCACUGAGAGAGUGAAAAGGAGGGAGGAUAAUGAAGGAGAGCACAUCAGAGACCUUAUUCUGGCCCUGGUGGAGCCUGCCCUCUGCUGUUCAUGUGCUGUACUGGCAUGGACUCCUUGUGCACAAACAAGACAGCUUUUAGAUAAAAGUAUCUUUGUUAGUGGUUGGAAAAUGUGUGUGUUCAUACGUGAAUGAAUGGAAGAUGGUUUGGGAGUCAUUAAAGAUAAGGAGUAGCUUGAGUGUGAGCCCCCAGGAGUCGGAGGUAUCUUCCCAGAGUAAGUCACGUGUUACUGUGCACAAAGCACCUUUUUUAUCAUUUAUUUUCCAGUUUCACUUUUUUUCUUAGCAGGAAAUAAAAGGAAAAAAGGGAUGUUUUGAAAAGAGAAAAAUAACUUACUAAGAUAUUUGUCCCAAAAAAAAAUCCAAGCCUUUGACUAUGAUACUGCCCUUUUUUGUCAUUUUGGUCCACUUAUCGCUCAGCAGAAUAUGCCACCGAUCCUUCCCAGGUCCAAUAAUAUUUCACUUCAGCACCGGUCUCAUACAAUACAGUAGAUGUCUGUGACGGCAUUAACGACUGUCUGUGAAUUUUAGAUUGAGGUGUUAUGUUUCUGAAAGGAGGUUGUGUGUGUGUGUGUGUGUGUGUGUGUGUGUGUGUGUGUGUGUGUGUGUGUGUGUGUGUGUGUGUGUGUGUGUGUCUGUCUCAGCCGAUUGAAAACCUGUGUUUCAAUCCUCCUGAAAGUCUCCGUAUGUGAUAUCUGACUAGCUGCCACUCAGAAUGGUUCAUUGCACUUAUUUAUGUCCCAAAUUCUCAGCUUAGAGACUUUUACAUAAUUUGUGCCUGUUCAGCCAGAUUAUAAAAUUAUUCUUUUUUUAAUAAUCUUCUGAGUUUCUCUUCAUUUUAGCCUUUUUUUGCCUCUUGCAGCUUAGUUGGAGCUAUGACACAAUUUCUUUUAUGAGGAAGCCAAAACAAAUA
Nothobranchius furzeri (turquoise killifish) is the source of this 3344-nucleotide messenger RNA. The record is from RefSeq and is a predicted model, not a curated record. Lineage: Eukaryota; Metazoa; Chordata; Actinopteri; Cyprinodontiformes; Nothobranchiidae.